UGCACAGUGGACAUUACACCUGUUGCUCUUCCCAGGCUCUCUCUCUCUCCCUCCCUCCCUCUCUCUCUGCAUUUCUCUCUCCCUCUUCCUGUCCCUCUCUCUCUUCCCUUUCUUUUCAACUCAACUGGUCUGGAAGCACCAAAGGGAACUGACGGCCUCACCAUGGAUCCCAACGAGGCCGGUGGAAGUGAGAAGGAGAAGGAAAAAGAGAAGGAUAAAGUGAUAAAGAGGAGGAACCGGCCUAUGUUUCUGCGUUACCUGGAGAGGAGAAAGACGGACACUAUUGUAGCUGAUGACACGGCCAAAGGUGACAUCAACCUGGGGACGUUGGUGAGGAGGAGCCAGUCUGACAAGACGGAGUACAGCGCUAAACUUAAAGAGAAAAUGACACCACAUGACCUGUCCACGCCCCCCUCGCCAGCACUGGACCCGGAGGAGGUCCGUUUGAGGAAGAUGAACCGCAGGGCAAAGGUCAUUCAUGAACUUGUGCAGACUGAAAAGGACUACCUCACUGACCUGGAGCUGUGCAUCAGAGAGGUGGUCCAGCCUCUCCGAAAUGUGCAGGUUGUGGAUGUAGACAGGCUGUUCACCAACAUGGAGACAGUGUGUGAGGUAUCUGCAGCACUCCUUCACAGACUGAAUGAGGCGAUGGCUGACCCUGAUCCAGAGGCAGUUGUCAUAGGAGAAGUAUUCAUCCAGGCGAAGGCAGCUUUAGAAGAUGUAUAUAAGAUUUACUGUUACCAUCAUGACGAUGCCAACAUGUCACUGAAAACCUAUGAGAAAGAGGAAGAGAUAAAGCAACAUUUCACCACGUGUGUAUUAGCUCUGAAAAAAAUCUAUGACCAAGAAGGGAAACCCAACUUGCUGGACAUGGGUUCACUGAUUAUCAAACCAGUUCAGAGGAUCAUGAAGUACCCACUACUGCUUCGGGAGCUGUGGCAGGCCACACCUGAAGACCACCCCGACUGUCGGCCACUGCAGGAGGCAUUCACUGCCGCCAAGAUCAUCAACGUUAACAUCAAUGAGUUCAAAAGACGCAAGGAUAUAGUUAUGAAGUAUAAGAGGUUGGAAGAUGAAGGCACGCUGAGAGGAAAACUACACAAGUUCAACAUCCACUCUAUCCGCAAGAAAGGCGACAGGUUUGCUGGCUUUCUCAAGAUCCUCACUGGAGUUGAACCACAGGUGAGAGACGAAGUGUUUGACAGAGAGGAGAAGCUGUUCAGGAGUCUGGAGAAGGCUGUGAGGCAGCUGGUCAAGAAUGUUCAAUGUUACCUGCAGUAUGUUCAAGAGAUGGUGUCUGUCGCUGUCCAGAACGUCCAGGACAUGCAGAACAUCGUCAAGGAGCCAAACAAAAAUGGCAUAAAUGGCACAUUGCACAGUAAUGGUCAUGACCCCUAUAAGCACUUUAAAGACAGUAUGGAGCGCUUGGUCCUCGCCCCCCUUUCCUCCCUGCAAGGCAUGUUCACAGCCCCACAGAAGCUCAUCCAGAAGCGCUAUGACAAAUUGCUGGAUUACUGCAGCCGCCUGGAGCGCUCUUCUUCUUUUUCAUCCUCGUCCUCCUCGUCAUCCACCACUGCUUCAUCUGCUUCGCUGGUGUCAGAAGACCCGCCUGGUCCUGCCAGGAGGGACUACGAAGCUCUUAAUGCUUUGCUAGUGGAGGAGUUGCAGAGGUUCAACGUGGCCGCCUAUACUAUCCUGACCAACUGUGUGGUGUACCUGGUGGCCCUGCUCAGAGGGUUGAUGGAUAAAAUGCUACUUUUGUCCCCAUCCAUACAGCAGCUACCAGCUCCGUUGUCAAACAUGGCUGAGGUGCAGAACAGCAUCAUGGAUAUGCUGAACAAUCUGACUUUUGUCAAAGAUAAUGCCCAGAGGUUAAUGGAGCGAAAAGUCAGCUUCGAGAGGCAACGAGACAAGAAAAUAGCGAUGCCCGAGGUGCAGCAUCAAACCGAGGAACAGCGCGCCCGGCUGCUGGCAGAACACCCACUUAACCGUCUGUACCAGCUGAAGAGAAAGUGCAAUGGCUGCCAGGAGCAGGACCUCAGCCUGCUGGAGGGAGAGCUGGUGGCCCUGCUGGAGGACACAGACCCAUUAGGCAGCAGCAGCCGCUGGCUGGUUCACACUGGAGGUACAACGGGCUAUGUUUACUCCACAUUCCUGAAGCAGUACAACCCUCUGAGGGACUCGCAGCGGGCAGCCCAGAUGGUCAAAGAGCAGCAACACCAGCAGCCGCCUGUCAUGGUGGAUGAGGACUUUGACGACCUCAGUCUGUUUGUGUCAGGCAGUGGCAGCAGCAGCCUGCGCAGCUUCAACCUCAACACCACCGACAGUAGCUCAAGCCUCUCUGGACUACAGGUGGAGACAGAGAGCCCUGAAGAGGUGGAGAUGUCAGUGGAUGCUGAGAACGAGCAGUUUUAUGCCGUGUACGCAUUUCAAGCCCGCUGUGACCAGGAGCUGACCUUAGAGGAGUACCAGCACGUCCGCAUCCUCCAGUUCUCUGACCUGGGAGGCAAUAAGGACUGGUGGUUAGCCGAGUCGAACGGACAGAAGGGUUACGUCCCUGCCAACUAUCUCGGCAGGAUGUCUUACGCGUAAAUAUUUAUUAAGAAACCGAACCAUGAAGAACACGAC
Messenger RNA from Larimichthys crocea (large yellow croaker), 2628 nucleotides. It is a transcript of the gene arhgef38, whose product is annotated as Rho guanine nucleotide exchange factor (GEF) 38. Gene Ontology annotation, cellular component: cytoplasm. Gene Ontology annotation, biological process: intracellular signal transduction. The transcript has 14 exons. The record is from RefSeq and is a predicted model, not a curated record. Lineage: Eukaryota; Metazoa; Chordata; Actinopteri; Sciaenidae. Bases 163 to 2592 code for a protein of 809 amino acids. Gene Ontology annotation, molecular function: guanyl-nucleotide exchange factor activity; protein binding.